GAGAGUGUAUUGAGCAUUGUGUAUCUGUGUGAACUUUCUCGUUGUUGUUGUUUUUGUUGUUGUAUUGUAUGGAAAAUUAUUCCCUUCUUUUGAGGAAAAUACAGAAAGAAAAUAUAGAUCGCCAGGCAAAAAGGUGUGCUCUCUCUUAGCACAACCAGAACCAGAAGAAAAACGAUUUUUCUCUACCAGAUGAAAAACUAGUCGAACAUUUUCCACAAAAUAAUACACACAGUUUUCCUUUAAUCAAACAAAAUUAAUUUUAAAAAAUAUAUAUACAUACAUAUAUUUUAAUAGAAACAAAAAUAUUUUAAAUAAAUGGAAAAUAUUUAUUGGAAAAAAAAGAAGAAAAAUCGUUUUGUUCCUUAAAUAAAAAGAAAAAAAAAAGAAGAAAAUUAUUCACCAAACGGAAAACAGUGUUUAAAAAUCGUGCAAACUUAACAUAAACAGCAUAAAAGUGAUACAAAAUUUUAAAUAUUUUCUAUUUAAUAUAAUUAACAAAAAGAAAAAAAGGAAUACAAAACGGGUGAUACGAAUAAAACCACCAAAACCAAUAACAACAAACGAAUCAACCUACAGAAAAGAUAUAAAAUAGUCCCAAAAAAUAUCCCAAAUGAGUUGUUCUCCUUCUUAAAUACGCUUAUAUUAUUAAAAGAAAGAAAAAGAAACAAAAACCAAAAAACAAAGUGUUAAACAUACCAAAUGAUAAAAUGAUGAAAAAUGGAUGAAGAUGUCGUAUCACCAUCAGCAACAUCAUCAUCUUCAUCUUUUACUACAUCAUCAUCAUCAACAUCAUUGUCGAGGAGCUGCUGCUGCUGUUGCUGUCGUGGUCAUCAGCACCUGAUCAGUCCAUUCCGAGGAGCGUGAAGUUUCGUCUUCUAUAUCGGUGGCGGCGUUGUCGUUUUCUUCCGCACAUAAACUCGGGUGGCAUUACAUCAGGCCCUUGGCAGAAGCACAGAACCCAUCAGUCAUCAGCAGGCACUCAUAUAAUAUUAAAAGGCAGUCCAGUCCAUCAGCAAAGUGUGGAAUCGUGGAAUCCAUACAAGAAAUUAGCUUAAGCACAAAAUGGCGGAUGGUGGACACUCAUUUGGGAAGAAGACAUUUCAUAAGCCAACUUAUUGCCACCAUUGUUCGGAUUUGCUUUGGGGUUUAAUCGGACAAGGAUAUAUAUGCGAAGUUUGUAACUUCAUUAUCCACGAGAGAUGUGUAACGAGUGUUGUAACUCCAUGUUCUGGUAUAGCUCCAUGUAUUAUAAAGAAUCCCGUCGCCCAUUGUUGGUCCGAGCCAACACAUCACAAAAGAAAAUUUUGCACUGUUUGCCGAAAGCGUUUGGAUGAAACACCCGCAGUUCAUUGUUUAGUUUGCGAAUAUUUCGCCCACAUUGAGUGCCAAGAUUUUGCUGUUCCCGAUUGCACAGAAAAUGCAACCUAUGUUCCUGGCAAGGAAUUAUUAAAUGUUAAACAUCAGCAUCACUGGCGAGAAGGGAAUCUUCCACCAACAUCAAAAUGCGCCUAUUGCAAGAAAACUUGCUGGUCAUCGGAAUGCCUUACAGGCUACCGUUGCGAAUGGUGCGGAAUGACAACACACGGAGGAUGUCGCAUGUACCUGUCAACUGAAUGUAACUUUGGAAUAUUGCAACCAAUUUAUUUGCCACCACAUUCUGUUUCAAUUCCAAGAACAGAAGUUCCAAUCGAAGCUAUAAUUGGUGUGCAAGUUAAAUCAAAGAAUACAUUAGUUCGAGAUUAUUCUUGUCCGGAAUUAAGAACAAUAGGUUUAUGUGAGGCCACCACCGAUAGUGAUUUAUCAAUAAGACAAGAAUUGCAGCGUCGAAAACGUCCCAAAAACAAUUCGCAGUUUCAUCUUCUUUUACAUUCGUCCGAUGCUAAGAAAAAAUCCUCAGAUCACAAGAAGUCACGCCAUAAGAAAUCCACCAAAAAUGAUGAGAACAAUGGCGGUGGGAAUCCGUCAGCGACUGAUCCAAUAAGUCUCUCAAGCGGUACUUCUCGAAGCUAUACGAAUAUUUUUCGAAAAAUCAAUGUGAUAAAUCGAAAAAGUUGGCAAAAACUACAUCGCAACUCGAAUACGACUGAAGACGAUAUCGAUGAUAUUGAUGAGGAGUAUCUCAAUGGGAAUUCGACUGCAGCGGCAUUGGUGGCAAAUGCUGCGGGAGUGGCAGUGACAUCCGGUUCAGCCGACGAACUCGAUCCGGUGUUUAAUGAGAGUUUCUAUGAAACUUCAGAUACCGGAGGUGAUCUGACGGCGGACGACAUAGACUCUAGUACGAACUUAGUCAGUAGUAACAUAAGCUAUAAUAGUAGUAAUGCAUCGAUUGAUAAUCGAAACAGCAAUGACAAUAACUGGCAUGACGGCGCGGGCGGACGUAAUGUGAAGUUGCACGACAGUGGAGUGGUGGGAAACUAUCUAUCGACGACCAAUUCAAGUGGCCGUCAUGGCGGAACGACAACUUCAAGCUACUCACCGAAUUCGAGUGAGUCAUCGUCGGUGGGCCGAAGUAAGUCGUUCCAAGAGCCCGGUCAUACCAAAGUGCCGGCAAGUAAACGGUACGCUAGAUUUUUCACAAAACGGAAACACGCCAACAACGGCAGCAACAAUAACUGCAAGAGUGACUUAAAUCUAGAUACCGUUUCACAGAAUAUCGAAAUAACGAUUCAGGAUGAAGAUGGAAAUUUUCAACCGUACGAUGAUAAUUUCUAUGCGAUUAGUGAUAAUCAUAGAUUGCAUAACGGGUGUCAAAAUGGCCGGAUUGAUAAUAAUCAUUUGUUUAGUCGGUUGAUGAAGAGGAUGCGGCGAAUAUCGUUCGGAUUGCGAAGGCCACGUCACAGAGAACGGAGAGCUCGAAGUAUAUCUGAAGAGUUUAGUAGUGGCGACGCACCUAAGUCGAAGGAAGAUGAAGCAUUCUGUAAAUCUGAUCAAGCAGCUAGUGGAAGUGGUUCAACUGGAGGUGGAAGUGGAGUUGGACCAACUCAUUAUCGUGCUGACUCCCAAACGCACAAAUCUGACAAGGAUAAAGAAAAGAAAGAGAAAGAAAGAGAAGAACGGGAUUUAGAAAUGAUAAAAGUGUUCGAUGGAAAUAGUUCCUUGAGACGGCAGCUUUACCGUGUCAUUACAAUUGCUAGGACAUGUACUUUACAACAUUUAUUAACGACUUCAUUGAGAGCAUUUCACAUUACUAGGGAUCCAAGUGCAUUUUACCUUACCGAUUUAUAUGCCGCAGCUGGAAAUGAAGAUACACCAUUAGCUGAUCCCUCACCAGUUUUAAGUUUGACACACCUUGAAGGCAAACGACCAGCUAUCUAUCUUCGGUUUCAUGAUAAGGACAAUGGUUUUGUGCGUGUUUAUCCUGGAAAAUUGCAAUCAUCGCUCGAAGAUCCAUACGUUAGUGUUCCUGUAGAUAAUUCAACUACCAUUAAGGAUUUGAUCCGUGAUGCACUUGAUAAAUUUGGUUUACAGGAUAAUCAAAUUCAGGAUUAUAGAUGUUCCGAAGUGCUAUUGGAUCGUGGUGUCUCUGAGAGAAUUCUCUCAUGGAACGAACGUCCAUGGGAUAUUAUGAAACAAUUAGGAAAUGACUCAAUACGACAAAUGGAAUUAAUGCGCUUUUAUAUGCAACACAAACAGGAUCCACAUGGACCAAAUAUUGCAUUGUUUGUUGGUAAUUUACCACCAGGUCUAUCCCAAAGGAAUUAUGAACAAAUUCUGGGCAGAUAUUUAACUGAAGAAAAUAAAUUCAUGACUAUCGGUCCAAUUUACUAUGAAUAUGGUUCGGUUGUGUUGACAUUUGAGGAUUCUCAAAAAGCUGUUCGUGCAUUUUAUAAUCUUCGAGAAACUGUAAUCGAGGAUAAGAAACUACUUGUAUUACUACUUCCAAAUAUCGAACCAAGUAUGGUGCCAUCUGAUGUAAGACCCUUACUUGUGUUUGUCAAUGUUAAAUCAGGUGGAUGUCAAGGUCUGGAAUUGAUAUCGAGCUUUAGAAAACUAUUGAAUCCUUACCAAGUAUUCGAUCUUGAUAAUGGUGGUCCUUUACCAGGCUUAUACGUAUUUCGUCAAAUCAAACACUACAAAAUUUUGGUUUGUGGAGGUGAUGGAACUAUUGGCUGGGUAUUGCAAUGUUUGGACAAUGUUGGUCAAGAUUCGGAGUGCUCAAGUCCACCUUGCGCUAUUGUACCACUAGGAACAGGAAACGAUUUAGCUCGGGUCCUUUGCUGGGGCUCUGGUUACACUGGCGGUGAAGAUCCCCUUAAUUUACUACGCGAUGUCAUUGAAGCCGAAGAAAUUCGCCUAGAUCGAUGGACCGUUGUGUUCCAUUCGGAUGAUAAACCCGAUGAAACAGCGCUUAAAGCGCCUUCAAAUUCCACUGGUGGAGGUGCACAAAGCGAAGAUAAUUCUCAAAUCUAUGUAAUGAAUAAUUAUUUUGGAAUUGGGUUGGAUGCAGAUCUUUGUUUGGAUUUCCAUAAUGCACGUGAAGAGAAUCCUAAUAAAUUCAAUUCAAGAUUACAUAAUAAGGGUUAUUAUGUUAAAAUGGGACUGCGAAAAAUUGUUGGUCGAAAAACUGUAAAAGAGCUGCAUAAGGAAUUGCGCUUGGAAGUUGAUGGAAAAGUUGUUGAACUGCCACCAGUCGAAGGAAUAAUUAUUUUAAAUAUUUUAAGCUGGGGAAGUGGAGCCAAUCCAUGGGGACCGGAUAAGGAUGAUCAAUUUACAACGCCCAAUCAUUAUGAUGGUUGUCUUGAGAUUGUAGGAGUUACCGGUGUUGUGCAUUUAGGGCAAAUUCAAUCGGGUAUCCGAACGGCAAUGAGAAUAGCACAGGGUGGGCAUAUAAAAAUACACAUUCACUCUGAAAUGCCCGUUCAAGUAGAUGGCGAACCAUGGAUACAAACUCCUGGUGAGGUUGUCGUCUUGAAAUCAGCCCUUAAGGCGACCAUGCUUAAAAAGAACAAAAGCAAAAUGAAGCGUCGCAACACUGAACCAACAAUGGUCGUGGCUGGAACAAGUGCACCACAAAUGUCUUUGGCCAUUCAACCAGCUGAAGAUAAUAAUUCAGAUCAAGCUAAUAAUACGGAUUUCUGAAUAUGGUAUAGUGAGCGACUAAUUUAACGACCUAUUAUUAGAUAAUUAUAAAUUAAUGAAAACAAAAAUUUAACAACAACAAAAAAAACAAACAAAAUUAUAUGUAAAACCCAUUUUGUACACAUAAAUUAAAUAAAACAAAAAUCAAGAAUUAAAAAAAAAAUCCGCUUGUGGGCGCUUCUUAAUUGGGAUGAAAGGAAGAAAGUUCAUGAUCUUACUUAAAUCUCUAAAAAGCUUAUCGUAGAGCUUAAAAAAUAUCUUCACCGAAAGCUUUAUCCCUUUAAAUCGAAGGGCAUACACAAAAAAACAGAAUUUGAGUUAAAAAAGCUCUAACUUCGUUUCCAUUCUAAGCUCUUAAAUUUCAAAUACAUCAAGGUUCGUUUAAAAAAACUGAAGUAAAAAGUACUGUUUUACAAAACGUUUCUCGAAAUCCCUAUUAAAGAUAAGCUUUCGAAGAUCCUUUACCAUAAUUUUAAGGUAAAGUUCGUUUCCAUUCUUCUUCAUUGUUAACGCGUUGUUUUAUAAAAAGUUCAAUCAACUUUUCAUAGAAGACCUUAAAGGCGUAUAAAUAUUCAAAAUAACAGCAAUAAACAUACAAAAUGUUGAGCUUUUAAAAAGCUUACACACGAUCCUAAAAAAAAUGUUUGCGAAAUAAGGCGAAACCUCUAAAAAGAAGCAUCUCCAAAAGCAGUCUGCAAAAGCUUUCAGUUGAAAUUAGAUCGAAAAGCAAAAGUUUUCAUGAUCAUUUUUCUUUCAUCCUCUUUGAAUGUCAAUCGCGCCCAAUUUCCUAUCUAAAAAAUGAAAUAUCUUCAACAAAAUAAAAAUAAAAUUCCCAUACAAAAUGUAAUAAAACAAAAACUUAUACAUCGGCAAAGAAAAAUUAGAUUCCAUUAUUUUUUAUAUUUAAAUUCAAAUAUUCUUCCCAUUCUUUGUUUUUGGUCCAUGGUUAAAUGAAAACUAUUGUUUUAGACCGUUAAAAUAGUUGCUCUCUAUUGUAUCCAAAAAAAAAAACUAAAAUGAAAAAUAAUGAAAGAAAAUACAAAAUAUUUAACAUGUUUUUUAAUUAUAAUUAUUAUAUUGUAAAUUAAACUACAGGCAUAAAAUACUAUUUUUUUUUAUUUUUAGAAUAUUUUUUUAAUGCACUCAAUUUUGUCUUAAUUGUUUUUUUUUUUUACAAAAAUAGUUGUAAAAUCAAAAUCUAAUCAAUUCCACCGAAAAAUAAGUGUAUAGACAAAAAACAAAAGAAAUAUAAUAUAAUAAUUAAAAUAGUGUCUUAGAAAAGAAAAAAAUUAAAAAAAAAAAACAAAUUAAACCACAGCCAUCUGCACAACUUUAUAGUUAAUGAAUUUUUUGUUAUUGUAAUAAAUGCAUUAAUUAAAACUAAAAAGUCAAACCACAUAAAUUAAACAAUACAUUUUAUGUUUCCUUAAAGCAGUUUGAAUGAAUCAGGGAAAAAGAUACAAAGAAAUUACAUUUCCAUCAAUGACAAUUUUGCCAAAUGAAUUAUGCAAUGCAACUUUGAAGUUCCAAAUUUGUCCGCCAUUGUGACAUUUCACGAAUGACAAUUACUAUCAUAGCUUUGAGCAAACUGAAGCAAUGGGCGGUGACAGAACAACAAAAUGGACGAACAAAUAAAUCAGCCAUUUUGAUUUUUGUGUCAACGCACAUCGCUUUGGUUUGCUCAUUUUGCCAAAUGAAUUAUUAUCCCAAUGCAACUUUGUAUUUCACAAACAAUUAUUUGCAGUUGGUUUUUGUUUUCCUAUUUUUUUUUUCAGAUGUAAAUGUUAACCCAUUAUGACAUUUGACAAAUGACAAUUAGUAUCAAAGCUUUGAGCAAACCGAAGCAAUGUCCGGUGACAGAAUAACAAAAUGGAUGAAUAAAUCAGCCAUUUUGUUUUUUGUGUCAACGCACAUAACUCUUUGGUUUGUUUAAGAAUUUUUAUCGAGUUCAAUACAAAUUUUUAAAUAAAUUCAAUUUACUUGAACUAAAAUCUCUAAUCUAUUAGCUCUAACCCAUUUACAGCUUUUAAAUAAAAGAUUUUUAAUAAAAGUAAUUACAAAUAUCAAACUUGCAUUGAACUCACAUUUCAAAACAAAAAUAUUCAUCCCCAUUUUAACAUUAUUUCGACAGCUUUGCGGGACAUCUGAAUUUCUAAGCAUAUGUCAUUAAGGUACCGUCAUACUGCUUCUUUCUUUUUCUAUGUAUUGUAAUUUUUCUUGAUUUUUUCAAACAGUUUUUUUUUUUUAAAUUUAAGUGAAAAGUCAGGAGUGAAAAUGACUUUUCAUAUUGUUCCAUUUUAUUAAUAUUCAUUUUUGCAUUUUAAGUUCGACUUAAAAAAAAAUACAAAUAUAAUUUAUGCAAUAAACUUAAAACAUAGAACGUGAUAAUUGAUGGCUUUUAUUACAAAAGAUAUAGAAAACUAAAAACUGUCUUAAAAGCGGGUAAAAAAUAAUAGUUAAAUAUUUAAAAAAUAAAAUAAAAUUAAUUUCUUGUUUGUUCUUAAAUGUAUAGCUAUACGCUUGCACUUUAAAUAGUUUUUGUUAAUCUUUAAUUAAAUUAAAAAAAAACAUGUGUCAAAAUAUAAAAAGAAAUCAAUUGUUAUAAAAUUUUACUUAUUGUUAAAAAAAAUCUAUUACUUACUCAAAAAAACAAUAUAUUUUUAAAAAAAUAUGUUUUUCUUGUAUUUUGUUAAAAUUUUUUAGAUACUCUUAUUAUGCUUUUAUGUAAAAUAAAAAAAAAAACAAAAAAGAAAAACUUCAAUGCAAAUCAAACCAAAACUAGUUUGUAAUAAUAAUUAAACAAAUCUACUACAAUUUAUACGCUUAGUAAAUAUCACAAGAUAUUUCUUAAGAUCUAAAACUAGUAAAAAUAAAACAAAGAGAAGUAUUCGUAUAUGUCAUCUUUCAACAGAGAUAUGUACAUCAAUUUUUUCGAGAGAAAGUUAAAAUAUAAAUGAAAACCAAAAUAAAAUAAGUGGAAUCGUAACAAAAAAUUAAAAAAAAAAAUGGUGGACAACAAAAUUAUGAAAAAAUUACAAAACUUAAACAAAAAUUGAACUAAAAUUUGACUUUUCCAAAAGAAAUACCAAAAAAAAACGAACAACAUUCAUUUGAAUAUGUGUACUCAAGAAAAUACAAAAUUUAUUAAAAACUAAAUAUUGCAUAGUUUUUGUGGAAUAAAAAAAAACUGCGGGACGAACUACUACUUUAUAUAAUAUUAAAAACAAAAUAUUUCUACUACUUUUAUCUUGAUGGAAAGAGAAAGACAAGUCAUUAAAGAUGUUAUAUAUUAUUUAUAAAUAUAAAAUAACAAAAGAAACAUUAGGGUCGGAAUGUGCAAUUAGUAUAAAUAUUCUCUGUUGUUGUUCUAAAAGAAUAUUAAACAAAAGAAAAAGAUAAAAUCUCUAUUUGUUAAGAUAAUUUGUUUAUAUCAUAAAAAUAAAUAGGAAAAGGUUGUAAUUGAAACAAAAAUUGAUAUAAAAACUCCUCCAAGCAAUGAAAUAAUUGAAUCAAAAUUUAUUAAUAUUAAGAUUAAAUCUAUAUUAAAUAAAUAAAAAUAUAUAUAUAUAGAUUAAAUUUAAGAAAUUAUAAUUUUCUUUAAACAAAACAUAUAUUAUAUAAACAAUUAGCUAUUUAUCAAUAUUCAUUACUUGGAAUUCGUUUUUGAGAUUGUAUGAUAGAAAAAGUUUUAUUAACUUUUUAAGUAAACAGAAAAUUUUUAUGAUAAAAGCAGAUUAUCCUAGCAAAACAUUAAAAUCUACUCCGAUAUUUAGUAAAAUAGUUAAAAUUAUAUAGGAGUAGAAAAGAGGUAUAAAUGUCACUCUAACUCAUAACCGGAAUAUGGUUUGGAGUGCAUGUUAUACUUAAAACAAAAUAUUUUUAAAAAAGAAUUAAACAAAAACAAAAUAUAUAUUAUAUUCUACUCAACCAGCUGUUGAUUAGGGGCUCGGUGAGGGCGAUUGAAAUCAAUUCCGGAACAAUUUGUUGAGCUGAAAAACGAUUUUUAAAACUUUUUAAUUUUUCUCAAAUUUUUCAACUCAACAUGCUUUUGAUUUUCCUCGCUAUAAAUAUUGAUAGCUGGGUGAAUACAAACAAUACAAAAAAUUAUUAAAUAAAAUUAUAUAAAUUUUUAUUUUAAGUUUAAAAUAUAAAUAUUACAAAAAUAUUUCAAAUAUUUAAAGAAAUCCAAAAUUUAAAUUAAUAUAAAAACAAAAAUAAAUAAAACAUUCAUACAUAAUUACCAAUACUAUAUAUAUAAAAUAAUAUAUUAUAUUAUUAUAGAAAUUGAUGUAGUAAUUAAAUUUAAGGAUACAAACAAAACAAGUAAAUAUAAAUAUAUACAAAACAUUAACUUAAUAAUGUUAAGUUGAAAAACAAAAAAUCUCUUUUUCAAAAAACAAAAACUUUAAAAGUCAUUAUAGUAAACUAUGAUACAACAAGAAAUAAAUAAAUACUAAUCAUUCGAUGAAAAGGAAAUUCUUAAAUGAACAAAAAAACUAUAAACAAAAUCGAAUGAUAUAACAACCAUUCCAACUUUUAUUAAAAAAAAAAAACAAAUAUUUAAAAAAAAAAAACAAGGAAAUUUACAAACUCGGAGAAAACAUAAACAAUUGACUGUCAGGCGUAGAAUCACAAACCACAAAAUUUAUAAACCCGAACUGUAACUUUCAAGCAAGUUCAAUUUAAAAUAUGAACUCUUAUAUACAAAAGUUAUAGCUAGAAAGCAAAUGAACCAAGAAAACUAUUGAAACAAAAUAUAAACAAACAUUUAGGAAGAGAAUUAGCGACUAUAUGGAAUAAGAACAAAACUAAACAAUAAAAUAAAUAAAUUUUCAUUUUAAUCAAAAAGUUAUUAUAGCCAAUGGAAUAACAAAACCAAAUCCAAUUUUGCAAAAUGAAUGUGAAAUUAAGCAAAACUAUAUUUAAAAAACAAAAUAAAUUAAAUGUGAAGAUAUUGUAUAGACUUACAGCCUAUAUGUAUAUUUAUAAAUGUUAUAACAAUUAAACAUUUAAAAACAUAAAUAAAUACAAUUUUAAAAGAAAAAAUUUCCUCAAAGGAAAUGAAAAAAAUGAAAAAAACUACAGCGUUAAGUGUUUUAUUUUUGUUUGUAAAAAGUCUUUAAUGAUAAAGUUAAAAAUUUAAACAAACACAACAAAACAAAAGAAAAAAGAAAAUGCUUUUUUUGUGGAAUUAUUAAUUCAAUUUAUCACAUUUUUAUGCAUAUAUAUAUAGAUGUAUGUUUGAAAUAUAAGUCAUAAAAAACAAAAAAAAUAACAAAACUGAAAAGAACUUCAAGAAAAUAAAUAAAAUAUAUUAAAUAUAAAAAAGCGCAAUACGCACUUAUUCCAUAUUUAAAUGUUGUUAUUCAAAUACAAUACUUAAAAACACAAAAAUUCACACAAAUAAAAUGAGAAAUAUUAAAAUGAUUAAAAAUAAUAACAGGUAUAUGCAAUGCAAUGCUUUGAUUUUUUGAUUAAAAUGAAAAAUUUAUCAAAUUUAAAAAAAAAAAAAACAUACACAACAAAAUGAGAUAUAGUCAAAAAUGCUAAUUUAUAAAGAUGAGAAAAGAAAAUCGAUAGAAUGAAGAAAAAAAAACAUAAAGAAAAGAAAAUUAUUAACUAUAUAUUUAAAAAAUAAAGAAAAAAACAAAAAUAAAUAGCUAAAUAUUUUACAGAUAAAAUAAUGACGCAUUACUGACCCAAAAAUUACAAAAACAACAUAAUUUAUGUGAUUAUUUAAAUAAUAUAAAUUCUUAUUAUGGGUCUUUGAAACAAAACAAAAACAAAAAAAAACUAAUUUAAAAGAGAAAAUAAAAUUAGCGUCAAACAAAAAUAUUUAAUGUCAAAAUAUAUAGUAACUUCAAAAUAAAUGUAAAUUUAAAAAAAACGCUAA
Molecule: messenger RNA, 10972 nt
Organism: Eupeodes corollae
Lineage: Eukaryota; Metazoa; Arthropoda; Insecta; Diptera; Syrphidae
Product: diacylglycerol kinase theta
Exons: 19
Coding region: 1063-5079 (1338 amino acids)
Biological process (GO): diacylglycerol metabolic process; lipid phosphorylation; intracellular signal transduction
Molecular function (GO): RNA binding; ATP-dependent diacylglycerol kinase activity
Source: RefSeq, a predicted model, not a curated record